Molecule: messenger RNA, 726 nt
Organism: Microthlaspi erraticum
Lineage: Eukaryota; Viridiplantae; Streptophyta; Magnoliopsida; Brassicales; Brassicaceae
Source: the annotation of a GenBank genome assembly
AUGGAGAAGGCAGUCCAUUUGUCGACAACAGCUGGACCGGAGGUUCCAGGAGAGCCAACGAAGACCGGAACAUCCAUGGCUGACACCGCAGCUUCAGCCGUACAAAGCUUCGCUCCGGUUAACCAGAUCCACCAACAUCUCUGCGCGUUCCAUUUUUAUGCACAUGACAUGACCCGACAAGUGGAAGCGCACCAUUUCUGCGGUCACAUCAACGAGGACAUGCGUCAGUGUCUGAUCUAUGACGGUCCUGAUGCCAACGCUCGUCUGAUCGGUUUGGAGUACAUUGUGACGGAGAAGCUCUUCAUGACAUUGCCUGAUGAUGAGAAGAAGCUUUGGCACACUCACGAGUGGGAAGUCAAAGGAGGCUUCUUGUUCAUGCCUGGUGUUCCCGAACCAAUUCAGCGCCAAGAUCUCGAAAAAGUUGCCAAGACUUAUGGAAAAGUCUACCAUUUUUGGCAAGUCGAUUUGGGGCAUGAGCUUCCCAUUGGUUUACCUAGUAUCAUGAUGGCUGUUACUCGAGACGGUCAGCUUUAUCCGGAAAUGCUCGAGGAGACGGAGAAGCGGUUUGGGGUAUCUAUUGAGAAGGAGAGAAAGUCGAGGGCUUAUAUGACCGGACCAGACCAUGGGAUCCAUCCGCUAGCGAAUGGAGGAGGCAAAGGGCUCAAGUUGGAGCUGCGAGAGGUUGACAUCAAGCCGGUCGAGUCCGUUCCAAGAGUCUUCGUUUAA